This is a messenger RNA of Venturia canescens, 2273 nucleotides long. Its product is annotated as neprilysin-2-like. The record is from RefSeq and is a predicted model, not a curated record. Gene Ontology annotation, cellular component: plasma membrane. Gene Ontology annotation, biological process: protein processing. Gene Ontology annotation, molecular function: metalloendopeptidase activity. Lineage: Eukaryota; Metazoa; Arthropoda; Insecta; Hymenoptera; Ichneumonidae. The coding region runs from base 109 to 2205 and encodes 698 amino acids. The transcript has 9 exons.
CAUGUGGUGUUAUACUGCGCCUCUUAACACAGCAUUUUAUUCAAAGAUCUCUGUUCUUCAAUAAAUCAUUUUCAAUAAUUAAAGUUUGUAGGAUCGACCUGUGGAAAAAUGGAGGGAAAUCGAUCGUUGAUAUUUGCGUUGUGCACACUUUUUCUACGCGUUACAGUAGCUUCGGGGGAAAUGAUUGACACAAAAGUAUCGGAAAAGGGUCGCACGGAGUCGGUGGCGUCGAGUAACUUGUGUUUGACGCCAGCAUGCAUUCACUCGGCGUCGAGGAUUCUGGCGAGCAUGAACCCAAGCGUCAGACCGUGCGACGAUUUUUACGAAUUCGCUUGCGGCAGUUACGCAGAAUCAGUGUCGAUAGCCUCAAACCGUCCCAUGAAGGACCCGAAUUUUGAGGCUGAGGAUGCCAUUCUAUUUCGUCUAGUGAAGCUGAUAGAGGACAUAGACGAAUCGAAUGCGCCCAAGCACUUCAGAUUGGUGAAAACGUAUUACGAACAAUGUGCGAAGGACCUAUCAAUUUGGAAAAACGGUGUCAUUCAACUAAACGCAGCGGUGAACGGUAUUUUGCGAGGAAACGGAUGGCCACUGUUGCAAAUGAAAAGUUGGAACGAAAGAAAAUUCGGCUACGGCGGAGCUUUUUCUUCCUUAUUCGCCAUGAGUCGAACCCUUGAUCUGGAAAAUAAUACAGAGUUGAUAACAAACAUUGACGAAAGUGCACCACCUCUCGACAGGCAUUACCUUCGGGAGGGUUUCUCGAACGAAAUAGUCCAAGCUUACUAUCAGUAUAUGGUUGACAUCGCAGUUGGCUUAGGUUGUAACAAAACGGUAGCUAAAAUAGACUUCAACGAAACUUUAUCUUUGGAAAUCGAACUUUAUCAGAAAGUAUUUACCAAGAACGACGAUCCCGAUGUGUCCCAGCGAUACUCCAAACCACGGUUGGGAGAGCUCCAGCAAAAGUAUAAGAUUUCACUUUCGGACAAUCCUGAAUCCGAUACCAAUUCCAAAGUACAAUUGAAAUUCGACGAGGAAACGCUUGACAGAGCAAUGACGUGGAUGCGUAACAAGUCAAAGCGAGCACUAGCGAAUUGGGCAGCAUGGCGAACCCUAGCAGUGAAAAUUCCUCAAUUUCCAUCUUACUUGUCUCACAGGCGUUGGGCUUUUCGCCGGAUCCUUGAGGGAACGCAAUCAGAAAGUUGCGCUGAAAAGACUCGAUCGUCUUUGGGAUUUGCUCUGUCCGCUUUGUACCAGAGAAAAUACAUAAACCAAAGUUCUAUCGAUGACAUGAUCGUGAUGCUUGGCAACAUCGAACAUGAGUUUUCUACGCUGGUACAAAAGGCUGAGUGGUUGGAUAAGGAUACGAGAAAAAAACUCGUCGAAAAAGUGUCAAACAUGAAAAACAGUCUUAGUGUUUGUCGGGAAGCGAUACGCGAUGAAGAACUCGAAGCUUUCUAUAGUGGCCUCGAUUUGUCAAAAGAUUCGUUCGACGAAACAAACAGAAUUAUAGCCGAAUUCAAUUCCAUGAAACCUUCAAGUGCCCGCAAUCCUUCGAACAGAAGUUUCUGUGGGAAAUCCUGGUUGACCACUUCGUACAUUCCUCAAUUCAACUUUUUACAAAUAGCUGCUCGAUCGCUGUUUGGAUUCUUCUACGAUGGCGAUCGACCAAAGUACCUUAAUUAUGGGGUUACUUCAGAGGAUAUAGCUCACGAAUUAGGACACAGUCUCAGUCCUACGGCCAUAAUUUAUGACAAGGAUGGAAACGUGAAGCCAUGGUUGGAUUUGGAAAGUAAAAAAUACUAUUUGAAUCGCGUCCAGUGCUUUAUUGAUCAAUUUGGAAAUUACACGAUCGAUGGGACUAAAAUCCGUGUAAACGGUUAUUUAACGGUGAACGAGAACAUAGCUGAUUACACAGGUGUAAAGAUAGCGUACUAUGCCUACGAUAAAUGGGCGAAUGCAAAUUCUCGUGAAAAAUUUUUGCCCGGAUUGGAUUAUUCGCCAAAGCAAAUGUUUUGGAUUGCCAUGGCUAAUACUUGGUGUGCCAAAUACCGACCACAAUUUUUGAAAUCUCGAGCUUACGAAGAUGAACACGCUCCAAAUAAGAUUCGAGUUAACGGGCCUCUAGCAAAUAUACGAGAAUUUUCGGACGAUUUUCAAUGCGACUCAAGCACCAGAAUGAAUCCGGAAAAUAAAUGUCACUUGUGGUGAGCUUUUUUUAAAACAGGUUCGAAAUUUUUUAAUUUACGAAGGAUCAUAUAAUCCAGAAAGAAAAUUUU